Molecule: messenger RNA, 1680 nt
Organism: Hevea brasiliensis (rubber tree)
Lineage: Eukaryota; Viridiplantae; Streptophyta; Magnoliopsida; Malpighiales; Euphorbiaceae
Product: ubiquitin carboxyl-terminal hydrolase 2
Exons: 8
Coding region: 416-1408 (330 amino acids)
Biological process (GO): protein deubiquitination; ubiquitin-dependent protein catabolic process
Cellular component (GO): cytoplasm
Molecular function (GO): cysteine-type deubiquitinase activity
Source: RefSeq, a predicted model, not a curated record
GCAUCGCACGGGCGUCUUGUUCCUUUCUUAUCUAAACCUAAGCCUGUCUUGUUAUCUUCCUCUUCUCUCAUCUGAGUUGUGCCGCAGCUUCCUCGCAAAUCUCGCUGGCAUCGCCCUUCUAUGGCUGUGUCCGAAGCCGGUAACCCAUUUCUCCUCCUGCCUACUUUCUUUUCUCUUUGCGACUGCUGUCUGCUGCGCCUUCUUUGAUCUGUGUUGCCCGACGUCGUCUCCUGCAGUGUUCUUAUAUUCUCGUCGAAUCAAGUUGCGGUAGUCAGUUGGGAUUUGGGAAUCCUGAAGAUCCAAGCAUUUUCCACCCCAGAAUUAAUUUUUUGCAGCAAAACCCAUUGAGCUAAGUUGGGAAUUCGAAAUAACUUAAAACCGGAAGCCAAACUGAAUUGCCCGUGGAUUUCUAAUCAUGUCUUGGUGCACUAUUGAGUCUGAUCCCGGUGUGUUUACGGAACUUAUACAACAAAUGCAAGUGAAGGGUGUGCAGGUUGAGGAGCUGUAUUCUUUGGACCUUGAUUCUCUUGACAGCCUUAGGCCUAUAUAUGGGUUGGUUUUCCUUUUCAAAUGGCACCCAGGGGAAAAAGAUGAACGUCCUGUGAUAAAGGAUUCAAACUCCAACCUUUUUUUUGCCAGUCAGGUCAUUAACAAUGCUUGUGCAACCCAAGCAAUUCUAUCCAUCCUAAUGAACUGUCCAGACAUUGAUAUUGGCCCAGAAUUGUCAAAGUUGAAAGAAUUCACAAGGAAUUUUCCACCUGAACUCAAAGGUUUGGCCAUCAACAACAGUGAAGUUAUUCGUGCGGCUCAUAACAGUUUUGCAAGACCUGAGCCCUUCGUUCCUGAGGAGCAGAAGGCUGCUGGAAAAGAUGAUGAUGUGUACCAUUUUAUAAGUUAUUUGCCUGUUGAUGGAUUUCUUUAUGAGCUUGAUGGCUUGAAAGAAGGUCCCAUUAGCCUUGGCCAGUGCACUGGUGGGCACAAUGAUAUGGACUGGUUGCGUAUGGUGCAACCAGUGAUCCAAGAACGCAUAGAGAGGUAUUCCAAAAGUGAAAUAAGAUUCAAUCUCAUGGCAAUAAUUAAGAACAGGAGAGAAAUAUAUACUGCUGAACUCAAGGAGCUGCAAAGGAGGAGGGAGCGUAUUUUGCAGCAGCUGGGUGCAUUACAGUCGGACAGGCUAGUGGAUAGUAGCAACCAUGAAGCAUUGAACAAAUCACUAUCUGAGGUAAAUACUGGGAUUGAGACUGCAACUGAGAAGAUUUUGAUGGAGGAGGAAAAGUUCAAGAAGUGGAGGACGGAAAAUAUUCGGAGGAAGCACAAUUAUAUACCCUUUUUGUUCAACUUCCUGAAGAUUCUUGCCGAAAAGAAGCAGCUGAAGCCCCUUAUCGAGAAGGCCAAGCAAAAAACAUGAAGGAGAUUGCUGGUUAGCUUAUGAUGUCUUUUCUGGUGUCAUGUACUGUUCCAGGAUAUUUGUAUUGUUAUAAUUUAUUCGUAGAGGACUUUUUUAGCAUAUUUUUGGCAUGUUACUUAAAUCACUAGUUGAUUGUCUCUAGAUCACUAUUCUCUAUCCCCCUAGGUUUUUUGAAACAACUCCUUGCUUGUAGAGCCUUUGGUUGUUCAAGCAUCUCACUCUGAAACUUUUAAGACUACAUAAAAUGAUCAAGAGUACAUGGAUAACCAUUA